Molecule: messenger RNA, 4371 nt
Organism: Anarrhichthys ocellatus (wolf-eel)
Lineage: Eukaryota; Metazoa; Chordata; Actinopteri; Perciformes; Anarhichadidae
Gene: slc8a3
Product: solute carrier family 8 member 3
Exons: 8
Coding region: 1031-3904 (957 amino acids)
Biological process (GO): calcium ion import across plasma membrane; cell communication; sodium ion transmembrane transport
Cellular component (GO): postsynapse; axon; sarcolemma
Molecular function (GO): calcium:sodium antiporter activity
Source: RefSeq, a predicted model, not a curated record
CUUCUCUCAGCCUGUGGUGACGUAGUUGCGCGCCUGUCGGUGUGACUUUUAAAGAUGGGGGGCGGAGGGAUGGUGGGGGGCGCAACCAUUUCACACCUCCACCGCGUGAGAAUUAGCCCCUACAAAUAUGAAUAAUUAUCUGCGAGGAUGACAAUGUGUGGAUAAAGCUCGUCUCCAGCAACCAGCUCCAGAAACGAACUCGGCGCAGAGGAGAGACGCGCCGUGCUCAUUCCGAUGGUGCGCAAAGUCCAUAUGACAGCCUGGGUAACUUAAACGCACAGCCCGAGUGCGUUUCUAAUGUAAGACGGUGGUUAAUACUAAUCGCAGUGGUCCGUUUCUGUAGAGAAGACAGCCGGGAAUAAGGAGCUUCACGGCGGUGCCGAUCUACAAGAGCGACAUCAUCACAGAUUUCCUGCGCUAUCGCAGCGGAGCGAGAGAGAGGGGGAGAGGAGAGCGCUGAUUCACGGCUUGCAGGAGGAGGGAGAGCCGUGCGGACGGGCUCUGAAGAUCCAUCUCUGAUCUUAAAAUACCGACCCCCCCCCCCCCACCCCUCAUCCCUCCCUCCCCCCCCCCCUCCGCCUCCUCCUCCCUCGUCAUUGACAGCUCUGCGACCCGGUCAAUCCGUCAGACAGGGAGGAUCUGGGGAGGAGGGCGCCAAGGCAGGAGAGGACGAAAGGCGAUCACCUCUGGCCGGUUUGAUCCAAUCCCCAAAACCGAGCGAGGCUGGGGACCUGCCUCUCCGUGCAUGAGGACGACACAGUGGCUCCACCGGGGUUUUUUUUUUUUUUGGUCCGUGGAGCACGUUUGACUCAAGAGAUCCAAACAGCGAUGUUAAGCUGAGACUGUUGAGAGAGGGCGAUCUGAACGGCGAAACAGCCAUAAAGGGGGUGGACAGGAGCUAUUUCGCAGUUUCUACAUAAAACUCCCCGGAAUACAAAUCCAGGUGGUGGGUGGAGAAAAAGCACAGCCCAGUGCUGGAUCCCAGGGGGACUGUCAGUGUGGUAAGGACCCUUGAGACGAAGGAGGGUGCAUGGAGGGUUCAAGGCCUGUAAAGCCGGGGUCGUCAGUCUGCCUCUGGUUGGGGCUGGUCUCUGUGGCUGUAGCCUUCCUUUGUACAGAGGCCCGGACCACUCCGAGCCCUCUGCUAACCCCCAGCAAUGGCACCUGCGCGGGAAACUCCAAGUGUAAACCGGGGAUCAUCCUGCCCAUCUGGUAUCCCGAGGAUCCCUCCAUGGGAGACAAGAUCGCACGGGUCAUUGUGUAUUUUGUUGCCAUGAUCUACAUGUUUCUCGGAGUGUCCAUCAUUGCCGACCGCUUCAUGGCGGCCAUUGAGGUCAUCACCUCCCAAGAGAGGGAACUUGUCAUCAAAAGGCCCAAUGGGGAAACAAUCACCACCACGAUUCGGGUGUGGAAUGAAACGGUCUCGAACCUCACCCUCAUGGCCUUGGGGUCGUCCGCCCCUGAGAUUCUGCUCUCUUUGAUUGAGGUUUGUGGACAUGGAUUCAAACCUGGUGUCCUCGGGCCCGCCACAAUUGUCGGCAGCGCAGCCUUCAAUAUGUUUGUCAUCAUUGGCCUCUGUGUGUCUGUCAUUCCCCAAGGAGAGGUACGCAAGAUCAAACACCUCAGAGUGUUCUUUGUCACUGCGGGCUGGAGCGUCUUUGCUUACAUCUGGCUCUACAUGAUUCUGGCUGUGUUUUCUCCCAAUGUAGUCCAGGUCUGGGAGGGUCUAGUCACACUGGCCUUCUUCCCCAUAUGUGUAUUUCUUGCGUGGAUAGCAGACAGACGGCUGCUCUUCUACAAGUUCAUGCACAAGAAGUAUCGCACCGACAAACACAGAGGUGUCAUCAUCGAGACGGAGGGAGAGCGCUCCAAGGGGAUUGAGAUGGACGGCAAGAUGGUCAACUCUCACUUCAUGGACGGAGGAGCGGCAAGCAAUCUUAUUGGUCUGAUCGAGAGCAAAGAGGUGGACGAGUCCCGGCGCGACAUGAUCCGCAUCUUGAAAGACCUGAAGCAGAAGCACCCUGAGAAAGAGUUGGAUCAGCUGGUCGAGAUGGCCAACUACUACGCUCUCUCGCACCAGCAAAAGAGCCGUGCCUUCUACCGCAUCCAAGCUACACGCAUGAUGACAGGCGCUGGAAACAUCCUGAAGAAACACGUCGCAGAGCAGGCGAAGAGGAGCGUCAGCGUGCAGGAGGUGCACGUGGAGGAGCCAGAUGAGUACGUGUCUCGAAUUGCAUUUGAGCCUGCCGUCUACCAGUGCCUCGAGAACUGUGGCGCCGCCAUUCUGAGCAUCAUCAGAAAGGGUGGCGACAUCAACAAGACGAUCUACGUGGAUUAUAAGACGGAGGACGGCUCGGCUAACGCUGGGGCAGACUACGAGUUCUCAGAGGGUACAGUCGUGUUCAAACCAGGAGAGAUGAUCAGGGAGAUAAACAUUGGCAUCAUAGACGACGACAUCUUUGAAGAGGACGAGCACUUUUUCGUGCGCCUCAGUAAUCUGCGUGUCCUGGAGACGGAGGACGAGGUGCUGUCCCCCAACAGUCUCCCGUACCCAAAUGCGAUGCUGGGCUUCCCCACUGUGGCCACCGUGACCAUUCUGGACGACGAUCAUUCGGGCAUCUUCACCUUUGAGAGCAACUCGGUGCACGUCAGUGAGAGCAUGGGUAUUAUGGAGGUGAAGGUGCUGAGGACUUCUGGAGCAAGGGGGACGGUCAUUGUGCCUUAUCGCAGCUUGGAAGGACUCGCCAAAGGAGGAGGAGAGGACUUUGAAGACACCUACGGAGAGCUUGAAUUCAAAAACGACGAGACUUGCAAACUCAUUCACGUGAAAAUUAUUGACGAUGAGGAGUAUGAGAAAAACAAGAACUUCUUCCUGGAGCUGGCCGAGCCUCGCAUGGUAGACAUGAGUCUGCAGAAAGAGACUUUGAUGAGAAGAACAAUAACAAGCUCACGUCUGCACUGUAAAUAUGGAACGACAGGCAGCGUCCAAAGACCGAAAUUGGGGGAAACGGCCAGCUUGGCUUCUUCCAAAGAUGUAACAGACAGGAAGAUGACAUCAGACGAGGAGGAAGCCAGGCGGAUCGCAGAGAUGGGAAAACCGGUGCUGGGGGAACACUCCAAGCUGGAAGUCAUUAUUGAGGAAUCAUACGAGUUUAAGAGCACAGUGGACAAGCUGAUCAAGAAGACCAACCUGGCACUGGUGGUGGGAACCAACUCCUGGAGAGACCAGUUCAUGGAGGCCAUUACAGUCAGUGCAGAUGAGGAUGAAGAGGACACAGGGGAAGAAAGGCUGCCGUCCUGUUUCGACUACGUCAUGCACUUCCUCACCGUCUUCUGGAAGGUGUUGUUCGCCUGCGUUCCUCCCACAGACUACCUGAACGGCUGGGCCUGUUUCUUCGUCUCCAUCGCCAUCACCGGCCUGCUCACGGCCGUCAUCGGCGACCUGGCGUCUCACUUCGGCUGCACCAUUGGCCUCAAGGACUCAGUCACUGCUGUGGUGUUUGUGGCACUUGGUACAUCUGUCCCAGACACCUUUGCCAGUAAGGUAUCAGCAGUCCAGGACACCUACGCAGACGCCUCCAUCGGGAAUGUGACCGGCAGCAACGCCGUCAACGUCUUCCUGGGAAUCGGCUUGGCGUGGUCGGUGGCGGCCAUCUACUGGCAUAUGAAGGGGAAGCCGUUCGUGGUGGAAGCCGGCUCUCUGGCCUUCUCUGUCACUCUCUUCACCAUCUUCGCCUUCCUGGCCAUCUCGGUGCUGCUUUACCGGCGCCGGGCCCACAUCGGAGGAGAGCUGGGCGGGCCCCGGGGACACAGACUGGCCACGUCCGCCUUCCUUUUCGGCCUCUGGUUCCUUUACAUCCUCUUCUCCAGUCUGGAGGCCUACUGUCAUAUAGAGGGAUUCUAAACAGAAAAAGACAAACAUACAGGGGUUCAAAGUACAACUUCAGAGGUAAAAGAGUGAAUUCUCACUGUGGAAUUUGGGUCAGUCUUGUAUGGUAUGAAAGGACAGGAGAGGUAGACCCAGGGUUUUCCCAGACGCCUCCCUUCCUUCCUCUCUCUCUCUCUCUCUCUCUCUCUCUCUCUCUCUCUCUCUCUCCCUCAACCCCUUCUGUAAGGAUGCUUGGAGGUGAGUGUCCUGCCCGCUAGUGCCGACAGCUAAAGAAGAGCCGUCCUGAGCCUGUGCGAGUGUGCUUACAGUUGGGAUUGGGUUUCCACCGAGUCCAGAAGAUGCCGGUGUCGGAGUGGUCCUGCAUUCCACUGGAAGAGACUGCAGUCUAAUACCCGGAGAGAGCUGAGUUAAUCAGAGGUCUAUAUUUUUCUCAACAUCUGACGAGAAACGACUUUUUUAAAAAAGUAUUUUGGGGAUAAAAA